GCGUCGCCGUUGCCUGGGGGAGGCGUGCGAGGCAGGACCAGUCCUCCAGCGGCCGGGUUCGCGCCGCGGUCGCCGGCUGCUUACGUGGGCGGGCCCAGUGUGCGGCUGCGGGUGCGGGUCGCUAUGGCGGUGGACAUCACGCUGCUAUUCCGGGCCAGCGUCAAGACCGUGAAGACGCGGAACAAGGCGCUGGGAGUGGCGGUGGGUGGCGGGGUCGAUGGCAGCCGGGAUGAGCUGUUCCGCCGGAGCCCCCGGCCCAAGGGCGACUUCUCCAGCCGGGCACGCGAAGUGAUUUCUCACAUUGGCAAACUGAGAGAUUUUCUUCUGGAACACAGGAAAGAUUAUAUUAAUGCUUAUAGCCAUACCAUGUCUGAAUAUGGGAGGAUGACAGACACAGAACGAGACCAGAUAGACCAGGAUGCCCAGAUAUUUAUGAGGACCUGUUCAGAAGCAAUUCAACAACUACGAACAGAAGCUCACAAGGAGAUACAUUCCCAGCAAGUGAAGGAGCACAGGACUGCUGUAUUGGAUUUCAUUGAAGAUUACUUAAAAAGAGUAUGUAAACUUUACUCAGAACAGAGAGCCAUCCGAGUUAAAAGAGUGGUGGAUAAGAAAAGACUAUCUAAGCUGGAACCAGAACCAAAUACAAAGACAAGAGAAUCCACAUCUUCUGAGAAAGUUUCACAGAGUCCUUCAAAAGAUUCUGAAGAAAACCCUGCCACUGAAGAACGUCCAGAAAAGAUUUUGGCUGAAACACAACCUGAAUUGGGAACGUGGGGAGAUGGCAAAGGCGAAGAUGAGUUAUCCCCAGAAGAAAUACAAAUGUUUGAACAGGAAAAUCAGCGACUAAUUGGUGAAAUGAACAGCUUGUUUGAUGAAGUGAGGCAAAUCGAAGGGAGAGUGGUUGAGAUUUCCAGACUCCAAGAGAUAUUCACGGAAAAGGUUUUGCAACAGGAAGCUGAGAUUGAUAGCAUUCACCAGUUAGUUGUGGGGGCAACUGAAAAUAUCAAGGAAGGCAACGAAGACAUAAGAGAGGCCAUUAAAAACAACGCUGGCUUCCGUGUGUGGAUCCUCUUCUUCCUCGUGAUGUGCUCCUUCUCCUUGCUCUUCCUCGACUGGUACGACAGCUAGCCUGGGCCACGGGGGCCCAGCACGAGAGUCCUCAUGGGCGGCCACAGACUGCGUGCUUUCAUGUACCUCCGGUGCUGGAGCAUGGUAUGACCAGCUUUUAUCACAGUGCCAUUUGAAGGGAAAGGGGUUCAGACAGACAGACGUAUUCCCCAAAAAGGGAUACCCCAGGCCGAUGGUGUUCAGCCCAUUUAGCAGCUGAAAAAGAAAACAGUGCACACCAGUGGGAGGCAGCCUGUGUAGCCCUCAUCAGGCAAGACGGACUGAAUGCGGGAGCUGGCGAUUAGCUGCUCCUAAACUUGAGGCUGCCUUGGUAGGGGGGCUGCUCCAGUAGCAGGGGCACAGCAGGCCUCGAGAGCCCCUAAUUGUCUCAGAGUUCAAAGGAAGACUGACCUUUCCCAUCCCGGUAGCUUCAGGGAAGAACAUACUUAAUAAUGUCUCUCAACAAAUGAUUACUUCUUUGUUUCCUUGUGGCUUCUUGUCUGUCUGCGUCAACCAAUACACAGACUUACUGGAUUAUAGAAGAGAAAAUUCACAUCUGCCUUGUUAAUCUAAUAAAUAUAAUUACAGCCCCUUAA
Pongo pygmaeus (Bornean orangutan) is the source of this 1706-nucleotide messenger RNA. RefSeq names its product syntaxin 18 (gene STX18). Gene Ontology annotation, molecular function: SNAP receptor activity. Gene Ontology annotation, biological process: intracellular protein transport; retrograde vesicle-mediated transport, Golgi to endoplasmic reticulum. The record is from RefSeq and is a predicted model, not a curated record. Lineage: Eukaryota; Metazoa; Chordata; Mammalia; Primates; Hominidae. The transcript is spliced from 11 exons. Gene Ontology annotation, cellular component: endoplasmic reticulum; membrane; SNARE complex. The coding region runs from base 124 to 1131 and encodes 335 amino acids.